AUGACACAGAACGGCGGGACGUACGAGGGCCCGCAGCUGGAGGCGUGGGAUGGCUUUCUGCUCUGGAAGCCGUUCUUCCUGCAGGCGCCGGCGACCGCCAUGUACGCCGACUACUACCUCAUGGACAACUACGCAGAUCCGCACCUGGAAGAGCUCAUCUCGUCCGAGGAGCGCGAUCGGCUCCGUGGUGUCGCGACCAACGCUGCGACGCCCGUGUACACGGAGCUCCUCUCGAAGGAAGAGCUCGCUGGCGCCACCAAGCGCUUCCAUAGCGAAGUCGCCAUGCUCACGUCCAAGCUCGUGGCAUCGGCGCUCAAGCGGCUGCAAGACGCCAUGGCGGCGCAGGCCACCGCCUACCUUCUGAGCGCCGUAUCGCCGUCGCUUGCCGCAGAGCUGCCGCCACUGCCACAGACGCCGCAUGGCCUUUGGAAGUACAUCAUGGCGCAGAGCCAGCCGCCGUUCUACGAUAUCUUUGGCCUCUUCCAGUACACUCUCGGCAUCCAGUUGCAGCGGCCGGCGGCGACCGCCUCCUUUCUUGCCGCGUUUGAGCCGGCGGUUGCCGCGCUGCUGCCGGCGCUGCUGUCGCUCCACGACGUCUCGGGCCUCUUUAUCGGCGUCAAGGACAUGGCGAGCGCGCACACGGUACUCAAGCGCUACCAGACGCAGCUGGCCGCCAAGCUGCAAGUGUGCUUGCUGGCCCACGCCUGUGCCCCGAACCUGACGUCCCUCUUCCAGCCAAACCCAACGACGUUCGACUAUGCGACGAUCAAGCUCCGACUACUCGAGUACGUCGACUCGAUGCCGGCCAGCGCCGCCUUCGUCUCGACCGACGAUGACCGGAACGAGACGCAGCGCAAGCGCAUGGCGAGCAUCCAGACAUCUCUUCGGCCGGCCAAGAAGCCAAAGAUGCAGAUCAACCUGCCAACUACGCUUUCGCCGGCGUCGUCGAUGAGCCCAUCGUCGUCUCUCAAGGCAACACGCCCGCCGACACCGACACAACCACAGAAAGCUGCAGCGAACGUUCCCGCCGGUAGCAUGUCGCCGCUCCAGCGGACGCCGCCGUCGCGCGCGCCGGUCGCAGCGGCUGCGCGCCCGUCGACACAUGAGCAGGCCGCCCCGAGACCGCCAAAGCCACCGACACCAGCGGAGACGGCCGAUGCGAUAUGGCGCCACUUCCAGGUGGCGCGUGGCUUUCACAUCCCCGACGACGUGUGCUGCACCCACUGCGUCACGCUCGGAAAUGUCUUGCCCCAUCGCGCACUGGGCUGUCCGCGGCUCGCGUCGCUCGCCAACGGUCCCGCGACCAAGCCCUCCCGCUACGUGCCAGACCGUCGCAAGCCGUCCUGA
This is a messenger RNA of Saprolegnia parasitica CBS 223.65, 1347 nucleotides long. RefSeq lists its product as hypothetical. The transcript is spliced from 2 exons. NCBI's taxonomy places the organism in Eukaryota, Oomycota, Saprolegniomycetes, Saprolegniales, Saprolegniaceae. The coding region runs from base 1 to 1347 and encodes 448 amino acids. The record is from RefSeq and is a predicted model, not a curated record.